ACGCGUUUGAGGCCUCAGACGGCGAGUGGCAGUCGUACAAUAAAGACGUAUUAUUUUCGUUAUCCACCUGGCGGACCUCUGAAAAGUUGGUCAGACAACUUUUUAAAAAAAACCGCACAAAGCAACCAAAACGGUUAAAACACUACUAAGCGCAACAAGCAAGCAAAAAAGUCAAAUUAAAUAGAGCUCCUUUUACUUUUUCGUUACUGAACGGCGUUUCUGUUAAAAAAAAAACAACACAUAUAAGUUUCAAUUGCAUAAUAACAUAGAUGACCGAGAAGGAUAACGUAUCGAUGGCUACCGUGCAACUGAAGCCCGACUAUGCGGCUAGCGAGGUCUACAGCACCGCCAGCGAACCGCCACCGGCGUACAAGCGUCAGGCGAAUUCGGUGAAAAUCGCCAAAAUCGCCGCUUUCACCAUUAUCGCCUCCUCCUUCAUCCUGGGCUCCUUCCUCUUGGCCUUGUCCUAUGUGCAGGCCAGGGCAUCCUGUGAUCAGGUGCAGGCGCUAGAUUCGGUACUGGAGAAGGAGCUAAUGCUAGAAACGCUGCAGCAGGUGAACAAGGAACUACCAAGAGCUGAAGCUUUGCUGGGCAAAUCAGAAGCCGGUGAGGAUUUGCAAAAUCUAGACCACGAUGAGACACUUGCUGAAAAGAAGACAGUGUCAAAGAACGAAGACGUCAACGAUCACGACAACUCCUAUUCGGACAGCGAUGAGACCGAGGAGAUGCAAAAGUUCCCUGGCAAGAUGCCGCUCGAGCUGGACUUGAGCGAUCUGGCUGCUGCCAUUCUGCGCAACAACAAGAAAUCCCGCAUGAACUGCGUGGUGGAGCGCAAGCAUGCCGAGGAGAUUGUCGAUUCGCCCUCGAAGACUGUGGCGCUGCCUUUUGGCGUCAAUCUGACCACCGAUCCGAAGAAGGCACGCAUUACCGGCGAGCGCAUUUCUAUUUUCUGCGAUGGCGGCGAAGAUAAGGAGGAGAAGGAGGCGAAGCGUCAGCGUGAGGAGGAGGACGAUUCGGAAGAGGAUACUGAAUCAAUGCAUCCCAUGUUCAUACCACUGCAGCGUGUGCCAAUGCCAUUUGGACGCAUACCCGACCAGAUGCCACUGACCCAUAUGCCACAGCGCAUGAUGCCGCCAGCGAUGCAACAGCAGUUGCCCCAGCAGGGUCAUCCAUCCAUCAUCCUUCGCCAACUGCCUCCUCCAUUCCAGCAUCUGCCCAUGCGUCCACCAAUGCCGCCACAGGUGAUGCAGGCUCCACGCAUGGAGGAGCAGCCACAUCAGCCCCAGAUACAGACCGUGCGCAUUCACAUGCAUCAGCUGCCCUUCCGCCCCACCUUCGACAUGCCCAACGAUAUUCCCAGGCCCGCUCAGCACCAGCCAGAGAUGCCUCAACGCGACAUGCCUCCACGUGAGUUGCUGCAGCGCGAGAUGGCCCAACGCGAGAUGGCUCAGCGCGAGAUGGCUCAGCGCGAGAUGGCCCAACGCGAGAUGGCCCAGCGCGAGAUGGGUCAACGCGAGAUGGCUCCACGCGAGAUGGCUCCACGCGAUAUGCCCCAGAUCCAGAUCCAGCAUAUGCCACUGGGCAUGGCUUUGGAAAGCGUUGGAAUCACCGCUGACGAUCUGCGCAACAUUCAACGUAUGGCCAUGAAUAGCUUCGCCGGCCAAAUGCACCGCUUUACCGCCGGGGAGGGAGCCGACUCCAAUGAGAACAACAGCGCCAACUCCAGCGAGGAGGAGGAGCAACACUCUGAGACGGCCAUGCCAUCUGGCGAGCAGUCGACCACCACAGAAACUCAGUCCUCGAACCAGCAACAGCAGCGGGAGCAGCAGCCAGUGCAGCAACCGGAGCAGCCGCAACAGCAGCGUGAUCAGGAAUCCAGUGAGCAGCAGCAGGAGGAGCAAUUGCCUCAUAUGCAGAUUCAGCGCUUGAUCCUGCAGCCGCUGCCAGAGCAGCCACGCGACACAAUGACACCACCCAUGCCCGAUCAGUCCGCACAAGCCGUGCCAGUCAACCGCAUGUUCUUUGGACGCAGUCUGGCACAGCCUGUGCGCAUCCCAGUGCCCAUGAUGCAGCCAGCCGAGGGCGGCGCCGUCUCCGAGGAGUCGCAGCGACCACACUUCGUCCAGCCUCGUUCCGUUUAAGUAACAACAACAACACGCCUGUGAUUGCUGCUCUGCGAAUCGGAUCUGGUUGUCGUAUUGUUUCUACAAAUCAAAUUGUAACUGUUUAGCGUCAUCCGUUGCUCGAUUCCAUCGAAAUUAAAAAAGAACAUCUCAAAAAUUAAUUGCAUAUUUGCAUGUGUAGCAGCCCCAAAACGCCAAAAAAAAGCAACAAAAAAAAAAGAAGUAAAUAAAAUGAAGACCGUCAAUUGUUAGAAAUUUUUGUGUUUUGGCCCCAAGAAAUCUCUGUGUAUGCUUCCCACUGUAUCUCUUAACCCUAUAUCUACUAUUUGUAUAUGUAUUUGUAUAUUUUCGUAUAAAUAUUGUAUGUAUAACAUUCCAAUCGGUCCUUUGACGUUUGUGUUAUUUCAAAAAAUUAAGCAAAAGAGAAAUCGUAUGUGUAUUUUUUUUUUUUAUAAAUAUUUGUCUACAGUUUUAAUUUGUUUUUCUUUUCGCCUCUUUUUCACAAAUAAAUCCGAUGAAAUUUGUACAUAAAUUAUUGUAUUUUAUUUUUAAUACUUUUUUGUAGCUUUUAGUAAGUUAAAAACAAAUGAAAACAAAACCAACAAAUUGUACAUUUUUUUAUAUACAUACAUUUUGAAGCGAAUAAAAUUGUGGAUAAUUGGAAAUUAA
Molecule: messenger RNA, 2792 nt
Organism: Drosophila grimshawi
Lineage: Eukaryota; Metazoa; Arthropoda; Insecta; Diptera; Drosophilidae
Gene: Msr-110
Exons: 6
Coding region: 270-2141 (623 amino acids)
Source: RefSeq, a predicted model, not a curated record